AUGUAUGCACCAAAUGACAUCAUCAUCAUAAAUAAUACAAUAACUAACUCAGAUAAGACCAGUACCACUACUCCUCCAUUACUGGAGUGGCAGGAGGUGAGGGGUCACCCUGGUCUGGUAUCAGCUCUCACUGGCGGUACCAGUAAUCCUGUUCUCUUACUCGUCAAACCUGAUUGUCUCCUUAUACAAGAACAGAAGCCUCUCUCAGUCAAAUCAAGAAUACAAGGGACAGCUCUAGUAGUACAGCCAUCUUCAAAUGAAAUGUCUUCCCGUACAUCAUUAUUAUUAAUAUCAGAGGAUGGUAGCCUGAGGAUACAGUAUUGCAAUAAUAAUGAAUCAGUCAAUCACUGGCUCCAGAGGAAGUACACCCCAUCAACACCUCUGGCUUAUUUAACACAGUUCUCUAAGAAAUCAAUCAAGAUCAAGAAGAGAUCAAAGCCUCCAAAGAUACCAGUUGAUUUCUUUGAGCACUGCACUCGAAUGCAGAAUGCUGAACUAGAGUUUGGUGGUACUGAUAUUCUUCAUGUGUACAAUAAGGAACAAGUUAAGCACAGACUCAAUGUUGGUGGACUUUACAUAGCCAGCACUAAACCUGGUGGUUUUACUCUUGAGGUCAAUAACUUACAGUCAGACACUAACGUGAUGGUUGGUGCUAGGAUACUCUUAGGCUGUCGGUCGUUAGAGAGGACCCCAUCAUACAUUGAUGUCUAUGGAAGGAAACAAACUGUAACUUUUCCAGGUGGCAUUGCUCGCUGGUUUGAUGUUCCUUUAUCAAGAGACGAAUGUCUGCAGUCUGACAAGCAAUUUAAUAUAACGUUUGGUCCCAGUAUGGACUCCUCUGGUAUCAAUAUGGUUGAUUGUGUUCGUAUUUACAUGAAAACUAAGGAUGAGUUUGGGUUCCCUGAGCGUCCCGUUACCCCCGGCCUCUCCCUCGUCCCCGGGGGGAGGGUCCUCUCUGAUGACGAAAGAACCGACAGAGAACUACUCCAGCCAUUGGAGACACAGAAACUUCCAUUUGACAAGUCGGUCUGCAUUAGGUUGGUCUGCAAUGCUUUCUCUAUACUCGGUAAUCAUUAUCUUUACUCGUCUUCAUCUCUUGUGGGCGUGGCUGAUGUCGUCAAACAGACCACACCUCUUCUCAACCUCUCCACCCCCGCCAUACUCCAGUAUCACGCUAGGUACCUCAUCUCUUGUGUAGUGAAGACAACCUCCUCUUACCCUCUCUGCAAGCAAUUAAAGUGA
This is a messenger RNA of Amphimedon queenslandica, 1242 nucleotides long. Its product is annotated as E3 ubiquitin-protein ligase UBR4-like. The record is from RefSeq and is a predicted model, not a curated record. NCBI's taxonomy places the organism in Eukaryota, Metazoa, Porifera, Demospongiae, Haplosclerida, Niphatidae. The coding region runs from base 1 to 1242 and encodes 413 amino acids. The transcript has 9 exons.